This is a messenger RNA of Diabrotica virgifera virgifera (western corn rootworm), 2643 nucleotides long. RefSeq lists its product as uncharacterized. The record is from RefSeq and is a predicted model, not a curated record. The transcript has 6 exons. Gene Ontology annotation, molecular function: fibroblast growth factor receptor binding; growth factor activity. Gene Ontology annotation, biological process: positive regulation of cell population proliferation; positive regulation of protein phosphorylation; fibroblast growth factor receptor signaling pathway. Lineage: Eukaryota; Metazoa; Arthropoda; Insecta; Coleoptera; Chrysomelidae. Bases 335 to 1207 code for a protein of 290 amino acids. Gene Ontology annotation, cellular component: cytoplasm.
CUUCAAAAUCCUUUUCAAUCUCCAAUCAAUCCUACGUAUUCUGCAUCUUCCUGUAUUUUUAUUGGUAUAAGCAACUCAAUAAAGUUAUUUAUAAAUCGUUCUACUAUUCAAACAUUUUGAAUUUAGAAACUAAACACAUAGUCUAUAUAUUAGUUCAUUCAGAUGUGUUCGAGAGACGUUCCACUAUAUUAAUAUCCCUGAAUUGGAUCACGUUCUGACACAUAUGGACCGUGUCUAAGAAAACCGUAGUUAAUAAAAACAUAUUUCAUCAUCUGUAAAUACGGUAUUGGUACUUAUUUAGAUUUCUAAUGUAUGGUAAAGCAAGUUUUAAAAAAUGAAUAAUAAUAAUAAUAACUGUAAAUGUGAAACUGACAGUGAUAGUGACGAAUCUACCUCUGAGGAAGGAUCAGAUUAUUCUGAAGAUGAACAGGAUUCAAGAGAACCAAGAUCAACACAAGGUCGUCGUAGGGGGCGUCGAAAACAUCACCGCAGAAAAAAAAUAGUAUGGCCCCCUCCUUCAAAUGCUACUCCAUCUACUUCCACAUAUAUGAAUUGGAAUCUGAGACCAUUGCAUAUUGGGAACCCAAAGCUUGGCGACAAAAUGCAACUUUUUUCUCAGACCGGUCAUCAUUUAGCAGUGUAUGCUGAUGGAGAAGUCAGGGGUACACGAGAUGAAAAUGAUCUACAUACUUACUUGGAAAUACAAUCUGGUGGUGAUACAGGUCUUGUCAGAAUAUAUGGUCUACUAGUAAAAUUAUACAUAACUAUGGAUUCUCAUGGUGGUUUAUAUGGACAGAUAAUGAGCCACGAUGGUCGACCAUUUUCAAAUCAUGUUAGACUUUGGUGUCAAAAUGGAUAUAACUUGACUAUACGGUCAAACGGAGAAGUUCUUGGAACUGGUGAUGAUUCUGAUCCUGAUAGCAUGAUUGAAAUUUCUUCUGGUGGAGACGUUAGUCUAGUAAGGCUUUUGGGCAUUAAUAGCCAGCUGUAUCUAUGUUUUGAUGAUAACGGACAGUUAUAUGGAGAGAAAGAUCCGCUUAACCCAGGCACUAUCUUCGUAGAAGCUUUUAGUGCGUCAUAUUCAACAUUCCAAAGCACAUUGGACUCCAAAAGUUGGUUUAUAGGAAUUCAAAGAAACGGAAAACCGAAGCCAGGCAAAAAGACUGGAGAAACACAAAAGGCCACACGAUUUUUACCUCGAAGAUGAUUAUCAAACGACUUUUAUAUAAACAAACUACAGCAGCUAGAUCAUUCGAAUGAUUCACAUAUUUAUUUUUUCUUCCACAUGUCGUCGGUCUGAUGUGAAAAGUGAAUAAGUCCAAAAUACCUGAUAUUGCAGGAGAUACAAAAUACUAACUGUGCAUAACUCCACUUGUACACAACUAAUAUAAUGUGAAAAUUGCACAAGCCCAUUUUACUAAUAAAUUUGUUUAAUUAUCAAACAAUAUGUGUCAUUUUAACCUGUACCCUAUAGUAGUGAUGUUGAUUAUAGUUACUUUCGAGUAUUCGUUACAAAUCGUUACUUUUGUAUAAAGUAAUCAUUUACAGUAUUCGUUACUUUGAUUACUAUGAUUACUUUUGUUACUUUUGUAUUUGAGUACCUGUAAUCAUAUCGAGAAUCGUAUUUCUCAGUAGGUAGGUAUUUUGUAUAAAAUAAUCAUUUUUUACAGUAUUCGUUAUUUUGUUUACUAUGAUUACUUUUGUUACUUUUGUAUUUGAGUACCGGUAAUCAUAUCGAGAAUCGUAUUCUCAGUAGGUAGGUAUUUUGUAUAGGUAUUCCGAUAUAACAACGACCUUCACCGAUCUGUUUAAGGGAUAAAAAUGAUUUGAUUACUAUGAUUACUUUUGUUACUUUUAUAUUUGAGUACCGGUAAUCAUAUCAAGAAUCGUAUUUCUUAGUAGGUAGGUAUUUUGUAUAGGUAUUCCCAUAUAAUAACUACAAUAGUCGUAGUCAUUACUCGCUCUGAUACGAUUGGUACGAAGUAACGAAGUAAUCAGAGUAAUCAAAGUAAUAAAAGUACAUACAAUAGUCGGUACUCGCUCUGAUACGAUUGGUACGAAGUAACGGAGUAAUCAGAGUAAUCAAAGUAAUCAAAGUAGAUACAAUAGUCGUUACUCGCUGUGAUACGAUUGAUACGAAGUAACGAAGUAAUCAGAGUAAUGAAAGUAACGAUUUGCCUCUCUGUAUAUUAAUCGUUACUUUCGGUAUUCGUAAGUAACGAGUACUUUGUAAUGAAUAGUUACUUUUUCAACAUCACUACCCUAUAGGUACUCACUCGUUUACAAUGAAAAACCUUUUUGUUUGUAUAAACAACAGAAAAUCACAGAUACGUUUGAACGGUGUUGGCCACUAACAAGAGCGAAAUUGUGGGACUUAUGCAGAUUUAAUUUUCACAAUUUUAGCAAUAUCUAGUAAAAUAAUUAUAUUAUAAGGAAACACAGCCGUAUACAGCUUUUGGAUAAUGCUAAAAGAUGCCAUAAAAAGUCUAAAAUUGAAUAUUUUUUACUUAUUCAUUUUUCAUAUUAGGCUGACGAUGUUUACCUAAAUAAUCCUUUUUUUAUUUUCCCUACCAUUAAUCAAAACGAAAAUUUUCGAUAUAUUUUACAUAUUUGUCAAAUUCUAUUAAAACUAUUUUUACAACU